Grosmannia clavigera kw1407 is the source of this 1893-nucleotide messenger RNA. RefSeq lists its product as uncharacterized. Gene Ontology annotation, molecular function: phosphatase inhibitor activity; chromatin binding; transcription corepressor activity. NCBI's taxonomy places the organism in Eukaryota, Fungi, Ascomycota, Sordariomycetes, Ophiostomatales, Ophiostomataceae. The transcript has a single exon. Bases 1 to 1893 code for a protein of 630 amino acids. Gene Ontology annotation, biological process: negative regulation of transcription by RNA polymerase II; negative regulation of phosphatase activity. The record is from RefSeq and is a predicted model, not a curated record.
AUGACCACGAUACGAGACAGCGUCUCCGACCUGGAGCGGCAUACCCAGCUUCUCGAGGCCAGCGUGGCCAAGUUGACCCAGGCGCUCGGGCAUUGGCAACUGCUGGAGGCAGAGUACGAGGCUCUAAGCGAGGAGGUGGCCGAGGCCACAAGGACCAGCGACGACGACGGCGACAGCGAGGACGAUGGCGAUGCCGACGCGACGCUCUCGCACGAGCAGCAGACCCGGCUGGCCCACGUCUGCCGCGACUUUGACGGCCAGCUGGUGGACCAGAAGACAGUCAGCGAGAUCGUUGGGGCGCAGCCGGGCCAGAGUAUCACGAAGAAGCCGGGCCAGAUUCGGGGUUUGAUCGGGCGGCGGCUCGACUACGUGCGGCAGAAUGCGUCAGCAUUGCAGAAGCAGGUGGAGAGGGAGGCCAACCGGCUGGCGGCAGCCCAGGUGAUUAGCAGACCGGAUAUGAUCGGCGACGAAGAGUCGGGCGAGCCUAUCACAGACAUUGUCGAGGAACUAGACGAGGAAGGAAACGUGCUGAAUGUGCGGCUGCAGACACCGUCUAACACGGAGUCGCGUGUGUUGGAGACGCUCAAGAAGGCCGGUAUCAACGAGCUGCCCGAGGGUGGGCCUGAAGAGGAGGACCAGAAAAAGAACCAAAAAAGCGUAGAAAAAGAGCCUUCAUCGGCUUCGGCAAUGAAAAUUGUCGCUGCACCUGCAAGUGCGCCAAAGGACGGAAAGAAAGGCGUUUCUUUCGCAGACGAUACGAAACCCGGGCACGACGAGCCUUCCUCUGAAACAUCACAACCGCAAAUGUCCCGCACAGCCCAGCGCCUUGACGAGAUCAUACGCGCAGCAAAAGAGCAGGAGUCUAUGAUUUCCACUGCGACGUCAGUUGCCCCCAUCGACGAGUUGGAGGCUGACGCUGCACUUCGCCGUGAGAUGCUGGAAUACAGCAUGUCGGAGAUUGGGCCGAUUGUAGCCCAGCUCGAUAUCGAAGAGGUAUCUUCUGGCGAGGAAGACGAUGAAGGCUACGACGACGAAUACGACGAUGACGAUGACGACGAGGAAGACGGCCAUGGGCGAUCCAAAUAUAGCGCCAUUGACGAGGCAUACCGGGAGCGGAUGCGAGAGCUCGAGAGGAAGCUUGGGGUCGCACGACAAGAAAAGGAAGCCUCUUCAAUGGCUGUAGACACCAACAGCGAGGAAAACGACUUUGACGAAGGCAUUGGGCGCAUCCGUGUGUCUGGCCUGACGGCGGCACCAUUGUCGGGAAGCGUUCCCUCGACGGGCUCAUCGCUCAAGGACAAGUCUAAGGAGUCGGGCGAGAAGAAGAAAGUUUCGUUUGCCAACGCGCUCGACAUAUCUCCGGCCGAUGUGGCACCAGCAGCCGAGAAGUUGGAGGCUGUCAACGCCAAGGAUGUCGUGCCUGUUGUCGAGCCGCUGGGAGACGUGAUUGAGCGACAGAGCAGCAACAGCAAGCCGACCGUGGGAGCUCUUGAGCCGGCCGUGGCCAAGAAGCCGUCCCGGUUCAAGAUGGCCCGGGGAACAACCGUGGCCUCACCGCAAGUGCCACAGCUGCCGCAAGGGCCUCACCAGGCGCCGGCGCGGUUUCUGGAUCUGGACCGCCGGGUGACGCCGGAAGGCCCAGAAGGCAAGACGCUGGCCGAGGCUGUGGUCGAGCGGCAGCCAACGGCCGAGGCGCGCGAGCCGGACGAGCUAGAUCCAGCGCUUCUUAUGCAAGAAGCGGCGACGGAAUACCACCGGUCGCGCAAUAGGCUGAUCCAGCGGCAGGGCGGGUUUACACACGCCAACCAGUCGGCGGUCGUGCCGCUGGACGAAGACGAGGGCGGCCACAAGCGGGUCAGCCGGUUCAAGGCAGCGCGGCUGGCAAAGCAGUAA